Molecule: messenger RNA, 4796 nt
Organism: Sebastes umbrosus (honeycomb rockfish)
Lineage: Eukaryota; Metazoa; Chordata; Actinopteri; Perciformes; Sebastidae
Gene: ppp1caa
Product: protein phosphatase 1, catalytic subunit, alpha isozyme a
Exons: 8
Coding region: 228-1226 (332 amino acids)
Cellular component (GO): nucleus; cytoplasm
Molecular function (GO): protein serine/threonine phosphatase activity
Source: RefSeq, a predicted model, not a curated record
UACCGUAGACACUUCGGUGGACACGGCCCUCUUUUAAAGUUCCUGCCUGGGGGAAGAGUGAAGGCACCCGGACAAACCGAAGGAAAGGGGCCGAUAUUGACCUCGGAGGAUACAUAUUACACAUUUAUUCACUCCGGGAGGACCACCGUCAAACCGAGAACAAGGUUGCAUUAAAGGAGAAACCGACCAAGGUCUUGACUGCCCGAGAACGUCAGAAAAUAAAGAAAAUGGCGGAGCCAGACAAAUUAAACAUCGACUCUAUAAUUCAGCGUCUCUUGGAAGUCAAGGGCUCUCGACCAGGAAAGAAUGUCCAGCUGUCAGAGAGUGAGAUCCGAGGCCUUUGCCUAAAGUCCCGUGAAAUUUUCCUGAGCCAGCCAAUCCUGCUUGAACUAGAGGCUCCCCUCAAAAUCUGUGGUGAUGUCCAUGGUCAGUACUAUGAUCUGCUCCGGCUGUUUGAAUAUGGAGGCUUCCCCCCAGAAAGCAACUACCUGUUCCUGGGUGACUACGUAGACAGAGGGAAGCAGUCACUGGAGACGAUCUGCCUGCUUCUCGCCUACAAGAUCAAAUAUCCAGAGAAUUUUUUCCUGCUGCGCGGAAACCACGAAUGCGCCUCUAUUAAUCGAAUCUAUGGCUUUUAUGACGAGUGUAAGCGACGGUAUAACAUUAAGCUGUGGAAGACCUUCACAGACUGCUUCAACUGUUUACCUGUGGCUGCCAUUGUAGAUGAGAAAAUCUUCUGCUGUCAUGGAGGCCUCUCUCCUGAUCUUCAGUCCAUGGAGCAGAUCCGCAGAGUAAUGCGACCCACAGACGUGCCUGACCAGGGUCUGUUGUGUGACCUGCUGUGGGCCGAUCCAGACAAAGAUGUGCUGGGCUGGGGUGAAAACGACCGUGGCGUCUCCUUCACAUUCGGGGCAGAUGUGGUGGCCAAAUUUUUGCACAAACACGACAUGGACCUAAUAUGCAGGGCACAUCAGGUGGUGGAAGACGGUUAUGAGUUUUUCGCAAAGAGGCAACUCGUCACCUUAUUCUCUGCUCCCAACUACUGCGGAGAGUUCGACAACGCCGGUGCCAUGAUGAGUGUGGAUGAGACACUCAUGUGCUCCUUCCAGAUUCUGAAGCCAGCAGAUAAGAAAUUGUAUCCUUAUGGCGGAGGGGGAGGAAUGGGAUCUGGGAGACCGGUCACCCCGCCGCGAAAUUCAGCCAAGGCCGCCAAGGCCAAGAAAUAACAGCCGCUGGAUCCCCCUCCCGCAACCUGCCACCCCUCUGUCCGCCCAACACUCUUUUUUCCUCUACCUCCCAAACUUGUUUCUCCCUCGUCACCAAAUGGCUACAAAGCAGACAAGUGUCCAGGGUUCAAUCAUGUUUUUUCUCUCUAAAACAAUUUUUAACUGUUUGUUUGGCUGUUUGCGUGCACUUUUUUGUGUGUGAGAGUGUAAAAAAGUGAGAAUGAUACAGAGGGAAUUGCUGUAUUCUGUAUGUAUGUUUUUUUUCUUUUACCUGUACCCUGUGUUCUGUUUUCCUGUCUUUUUGUAGAGAUGGCUUCUUGCCCAUCUGUGAUGUAAUUUCAAACCUGGGUGCAGGGGUGGAGGAGAAGGGGGAGGAAGAGGAGCCUUAGCUGUUUAUGUUAAGGCCCUGCACUGUUUAAUGCUAAACACAAGCUUUUGUACAUCCUGUUUCAGAGGUCUGUGUGUAUGUCUGUGUGAUGGGUGGGGAGGGGUGGUGGGAUCAAGUUGCACGGUCAAACGGUAACGGCACAUACCACACACACUGGGCGCACAGGUGGAUAUAUGUGCAGCUGAAUCCUUGAAUGAAAUGGAUUCACAAUGAGAUAAUAUUUUUUUUUUUCUCUUCCCUUUCAAAAACCAAUGAUUUGAGAACGCAGUCAUGGAUGUGAAAUAGUUUUGCUUCUUUGUUUUCUUUCUUUUUUUUUGUAGAUACAUGAAACCGACAUGGUUUGAUUUCUUUCUUGUUUUUAGUUCACUGAAAGUUGAAGAUGAAUAAAAACACCAUUUAUUUGAAUUAUGCCAUCACGCUGAUCACUUUGUGUUUGCCAUUGCUUCGUCACGUUUGUCAGCAGCCUUUGCCAUGCUGAGUGGCUGCGCUUGUCUUUUAGAGUGUGGUAGCUUGAAUUGACAAUACAGCAGCUUGAAGAGAUGUCUAAUGAAGGAGACUAAACAAAAUAUAGAUGCUGGAAAGUGUCAUUUUGGCCCAGUUUAUACUUCAAACAAAGGGGCAUUUCACAAGUUGCUUCAGUGUGAUUUAGCCAAAGAUGACUGUAGGAGAGGACAGCUCAAAGCUGGCCUCACAGCCAGAUGUUGCCUGUUUUUAUCACAAACAAAUAGAUAUUUAAUUAGGAAGCUCUUCAAUGCAAAAUGUCUAUUUUUUCUAAUGAUCGUUGGAUGACUGUGAAGUACAACAAGUUAAUGAACUUCAGCAGGAAGACUUACAGGAACAGGAAGUAAAUGUCCUCUGUUGCUCAAUGCCUCACAACGCUCAAUAAUCCUCACCUUACAAUACAGUAUCACCAUGUGCUGUUGAUAUGUUCCACUAGUAGAUACACACCACUAUUUAUCUCUAUUAAACAUUAACACAGCAUACUCAAGACCAGAUGCCUACUGAGGACAAAAAAGACUUGAAGGUUUUUCCAUAUUUUUCUGUGAUCAAAGGUGAAAACUAUCAAAGGGAGAUGAGAUGGUGAAUCAUUGCUCUGACCUUUCCAGUUCGAAGUGCUCUAGUUAAGACCACUUCAGUUGAAUCCGCCAUAAAAAAAACAAAGUGGGUUUAUUUUAAUCUAAACCCACAUUGAAUGAGGGUUGCAUGCAAGCAACUAGGAACAUGAGCACUAAAGACCGUGUUUGGAUGGAAGUAACAGACCACAUUUCUGACAUACAGUCCUUUUAAACUUGAUGAGGAAUCUGAGCACAAAAUCAUUGUUUUACUGUAAACAUGAUAAUAUACUCACGGUAAUCAUGUACAGCAAAUUCCCACGGACUCUAGCUUAAAGUUUUGCAACAUCAGGUGACUCCCAGGCGAACAGCUACCACUGUAUACCAGUUAGUACAUUUUCUAUGCUUCUUAGAUUGUGCUGUGUAAAUAUUAGCAAAGAUAUGGAAGUGCUUGCAUUGUUUGUGACAGCAGUCAUCAUCCUGAGUUGCUUUCUUUUAGCAGCUUUCUGUUAAAUAAGCAUUAAAGAGCCAUAGACGGAGAGAAUCAAAUCAUUUUCAAAAAAUUAUCCAAGUGGAUCCCGUGACAACUGUGAACCCCAAAACAACAGUCACCCCGACUGAAUUCAGAUUCAAAAAGGCACUUUUUGCUUGUUCAUACAGGCUUUUUUUUUUUUUUUUUUUUUUAAACUAUCUCUUACCACAUAAUGUCACAAAUUCUUCAUCCCUUCUGUUGUGCAUUAAGUUGGCAUACAGGGUGUCCCCAGUGAAAACAGCCCAUAGUUCAGCACAGGCUGUUGCAACUGGUGAAAAAUGUUUCUUUCUACAGUAUUUCAGGGUAUCUCACUGCCCAUUUCUAAUAACCAAAACACAGUUCCCCUCCCCAUUGCAUAACUGGUGUGUCUGGUUUUAUUUGUCUGCUGUCUGUCCUCAUCCCUCUGCCCUCUGUCCAAGUAUGAACACAUGUGACCGCAUGCAGCUCUCCAGAUUGCAACGGCAGCAGUAAAUAUUGAGCAAGUCUAGUGCAGAGCGUGAGCACAUACUUGAGCAGAGGGCGAGGAAGCUGGAAUUCAGCUGUCAUCCUGCCCUAUCGUUGCCCCCCUCCUGCAAGAGGUUUUCAACUCGGUACCUCAGCAAAUAAAUGUUUUUUAAAAAUCAAAUCAAUGUAAGUAAGCUUUAUUCAGAAUCCUGCGUGGCUUUCUAACAAUCUGCGUACAGUGCAACUAACUGCAUCAGAUAUCGUGUAGGAGAGGUGAAAUAAUAAAUAGCAUUGGACCUCAUUGUGUGCUCUCAUGUUCAAUUCACAUCCAGUAAGAUCAACUCAGGAAGUGAAAUUUAAACUAAAACAAAUGGUAUGAGGACAUCAUAUUUAUAUUCAUUCAUAUAGUAAGACAAAUACACCAAUAAGCACCAUUAUUAGAGGAUAUUCACAAGUCAGAUGACUUGCAGUUUCUGUUCCCGUUUUAAGGUGAUAUAUUGAAAUGAGUUGACCGUGAACCGUGGUAAUGUUCAGAGCGAUCUGUUGAUUUGAAGGUCAUUUUGAUUUGUUAAUGAGACAGGCCCACCUUUUGUGGAUACAGUUGAUGUAGAAAGAUCUGUACAGAAAUGUAAGGUAUUAAAGUCUUUGAGGAUAGCAGAAAGUUAUGAUGUUGUGGAAACCAUCUCCAGUGGAGAGAUUGUGUCUUCAACAAUGCAAAACAAUGAAGUGGCUCCUGUUAGAGAUAAUAUUAUAGUGCUGAAACAUUAUGGAACUUGUAGAUCUCUGUCUUCUGAAUAAAUGGUCCAAUAAAGACCACUUUCAUUCCCAUUUUCACAGCUGUACAAACCUCUGCUUAUAACAUUUUUGUUACUCUAUAUUUACUGUUGUUAUUACCUCUAAGAAUUACUUCUUUGUUCACAUUGUUUUUACUGAUAAAUUUAACGCUAGAUACUGCAAGCUUAUUAGGAUUUUUUAAUCAAUCAGGGAUGUUUUGCACCAUGCACUGUCGCUGGGUAGAUAAGAAAUUAUUAGAUUAUUACAAUUAAGGAAAAGAAACAACAGAAAUUAACAGUAUUUUUUAUUUGUAUUUCAUUUGUUUUCAAAUCAAUCACAAGUUGUCUCUGUUACAAGGUAGAAAUAAAACUUAGAAUUUG